AUGGUUUUGCAAGAAGAAACAUACGACGGAAGUGGCGAGCUCUCAAUGAACUUCACUUCUCGGAGGAAGAUCAGCGCCAAACGACGUGAGUCGCGACGGUGGCGGGAUCCUUUGGAAAAGGCGCUUCGACCAGAAAACAUACUACUCAAGGAAACUAACACAAGCGAAGCGAAGACGGCUGACGCUUUGUUACUGCUUGGAAGGGCCAUCGAACAGUGCGGAAUUGAGAAUGAAAUUGCUACCUUUUUGAAGAAGAAAUUUGACGAGAAGCAU
Molecule: messenger RNA, 273 nt
Organism: Ostertagia ostertagi
Lineage: Eukaryota; Metazoa; Nematoda; Chromadorea; Rhabditida; Trichostrongylidae
Source: the annotation of a GenBank genome assembly